CUCGGCUCCACUGUGUUGACGUGUCUUUCCUUCCCCUCUCUCUUUUCUGUGGUGCUGCUGGAUGGAGCCACAGUGACUCCACUAAGCACGAUAGCUGGUCUCUGAGUGACAAGACAGUGGUGGGGAUUUGGACAUCAUGGGAAUUAAAUUUUUGGAAGUCAUCAAACCCUUCUGUGCGGUUCUGCCAGAAAUCCAAAAACCAGAGAGAAAAAUUCAAUUCAGGGAGAAAGUACUAUGGACUGCCAUCACACUUUUCAUCUUCCUGGUGUGCUGCCAAAUUCCACUCUUUGGCAUCAUGUCAUCAGACUCAGCAGAUCCCUUCUACUGGAUGAGAGUCAUCUUGGCUUCAAACAGAGGUACUCUGAUGGAGCUGGGUAUCUCCCCCAUCGUCACCUCCGGCCUCAUCAUGCAGCUGCUGGCUGGAGCCAAGAUCAUUGAGGUUGGAGACACACCCAAAGACAGAGCUCUGUUUAACGGAGCUCAGAAAUUGUUUGGAAUGAUCAUCACCAUCGGACAGGCCAUUGUGUAUGUGAUGACCGGCAUGUAUGGAGACCCCUCAGAGAUGGGGGCUGGAAUCUGUCUUCUCAUCAUCAUCCAGCUCUUUGUUGCCGGUCUGAUUGUGCUGCUGCUGGACGAGCUGCUCCAGAAGGGCUACGGUCUGGGCUCUGGUAUCUCGCUCUUCAUUGCCACCAACAUCUGUGAGACCAUUGUGUGGAAGGCCUUCAGCCCCACCACCGUCAACACAGGCAGAGGAACUGAGUUUGAGGGCGCCAUCAUCGCUCUCUUCCAUCUGUUGGCCACUCGCACAGACAAGGUCCGAGCCCUGAGAGAGGCCUUCUACAGGCAAAACCUGCCCAACCUCAUGAACCUCAUCGCUACCGUCUUUGUGUUUGCAGUAGUUAUAUACUUCCAGGGCUUCAGGGUGGAUCUGCCCAUCAAGUCUGCCCGCUACCGUGGACAGUACAACACGUACCCGAUCAAACUGUUCUACACCUCCAACAUCCCCAUCAUCCUGCAGUCUGCGCUGGUUUCCAACCUUUACGUCAUUUCCCAAAUGUUGUCCACACGGUUCAGUGGCAACUUCCUGGUCAACCUGCUGGGAACUUGGUCUGACACGUCGACUGGUGGACCGGCUCGAGCCUACCCUGUGGGUGGUCUGUGCUACUACCUGUCUCCUCCGGAGUCUUUUGGUUCUGUUCUGGAUGAUCCGGUCCAUGCUGUCAUCUACAUCGUCUUCAUGCUGGGCUCCUGCGCCUUCUUCUCCAAGACCUGGAUCGAAGUCUCGGGAUCAUCUGCCAAAGAUGUGGCAAAGCAGCUGAAGGAGCAGCAGAUGGUGAUGAGGGGACACAGAGAGACCUCCAUGGUGCAUGAACUGAACAGGUACAUCCCCACAGCUGCUGCCUUUGGAGGACUCUGUAUAGGAGGCCUGUCCGUCAUGGCUGACUUCCUGGGAGCCAUUGGUUCUGGCACAGGAAUCCUGCUGGCUGUCACCAUCAUCUACCAGUACUUUGAGAUCUUUGUCAAAGAGCAGAGUGAAGUGGGCAGCAUGUCCGGACUGCUCUUCUAAAGGAAAUGCCAACUUUUCUGGAAAAACGUCAAACAUGGAGGAUUCACUCAAAACACGAUUUCCUUUUUUUUUUUAUAUAUUUGAUACACUGAACUCAUUCUUCAGAUCCCUUAGGUAAUCUCACUACCCAGCCUGCCCGUGUAGAUGAAACACUACUUGCUGGGUUGUGAAUAUUUCAAUAACUGUUGUCAAGUCCCCAGACUGCCGAAGUUCUCAUCAGCCGAAUGCCUGAAGUACCACACUGGUGUGUGUGGGCAUGAGUGGCACUGUCAUUUUUGGCAUACCUCUUGAAAUGUUUCAUAGUUGGUUGUUGAAAACUCUUGACAAAAUGUAUUGCGAACUACAAGCACUGCCUCCGGACAUUUCAGCAGUUACAAGAAAGCCAUGUCGUGUUCAUAACAGGUCGCAGUCACACCUGAGGUUCUUGGACCCAAUAGCUGGACGUGUAAAGUAUAAAUAAAAUAUACUUGUGCUCCU
Messenger RNA from Synchiropus splendidus (mandarinfish), 2044 nucleotides. Its product is annotated as protein transport protein Sec61 subunit alpha-like 1. Gene Ontology annotation, biological process: SRP-dependent cotranslational protein targeting to membrane, translocation; post-translational protein targeting to membrane, translocation. Gene Ontology annotation, cellular component: membrane; Sec61 translocon complex. Bases 137 to 1567 code for a protein of 476 amino acids. Gene Ontology annotation, molecular function: ribosome binding; signal sequence receptor activity; transmembrane protein transporter activity. NCBI's taxonomy places the organism in Eukaryota, Metazoa, Chordata, Actinopteri, Syngnathiformes, Callionymidae. The record is from RefSeq and is a predicted model, not a curated record. The transcript is spliced from 12 exons.